Messenger RNA from Penicillium expansum, 714 nucleotides. RefSeq names its product Haloacid dehalogenase/epoxide hydrolase. The coding region runs from base 1 to 714 and encodes 237 amino acids. The transcript has a single exon. The record is from RefSeq and is a predicted model, not a curated record. NCBI's taxonomy places the organism in Eukaryota, Fungi, Ascomycota, Eurotiomycetes, Eurotiales, Aspergillaceae.
AUGACUCAUCUUUCUGACUACCGCGUGCUUUCCUUCGAUGUCUACGGUACCCUCGUCGACUGGGAAGGGGGAAUUCUCGCUGCAUUCCAGCCCACACUUGACAAGACAGCCGCUCAAUUCUCACGCAAACAUUUGCUCACUGUCUACCACGAGCUAGAACGCGAGCAGCAGAGCAAGACUCCUGAUAUGCCUUACCAUCAGUUGUUGACAACUGUGCACCCUGAGUUCGCCAAGCGUCUGGGUCUGGAGAUCCCCUCCGAGGAGGAAAGUAACCGAUUUGGGGAGUCAGUCGGUAACUGGCCCGCGUUUCCAGAUACUGUUGAUGCCCUCAGGCGUCUCUCCAAGCAUUUCAAGUUGGUGGUUCUAUCGAAUGUUGAUCGUGCAUCCUUCGCCAAGACCAACGCAGGCAGCCUAGAGGGCUUCCCCUUUGAUUUGAUUAUCACUGCUCAGGAUGUGGGCUCUUACAAGCCCGAUCUUCAGAAUUUCAAAUACAUGCUCAGCACGGUGAAAUCGACUUUCGACAUUGAGCCCUCACAGGUCCUUCAAACUGCCCAGAGCCAGUUCCACGACCAUCAUCCUGCCAGCAAGAUCGGAAUUAAGUCCGCCUGGAUUGAGCGACCCGGUGCCACUAUGGGAAACUUGUCGGAUACUAUUUAUGAUUGGCGAUUCGAUACUAUGGGCGAUAUGGCUAAGGCAUAUGAGGCCGGACAGUAG